Messenger RNA from Apis florea (little honeybee), 9017 nucleotides. RefSeq lists its product as uncharacterized. Lineage: Eukaryota; Metazoa; Arthropoda; Insecta; Hymenoptera; Apidae. The record is from RefSeq and is a predicted model, not a curated record.
AUCAAAUUUGAUUUGUGCAUUUUGAUUAUUUUAUUUUGAUAGAAAACGUAAUUGAAUAGCAGAUAUGACUAAUCUUUCUAUUUGGAUAUCUGAUUGUUCUUAUGGAACAAACGACAAGACAUAUCGCUUAAGUUGAUUUUAUUGAUCACGAUUCAAGGCAAUGUUCGUAGUUAUCUAUUCAGUCGCUCGCAGAUCCAUUGAGUUGUGUAUGCAAAUCUAUGUAACGCAUGCUACUCGCGUAUACAUAGUUACAUAUAAAUGCAAGUGUCUACAAAAGACUGUUUUGCGAUAAUAACGAGACGUUUUGACAAGUAGGCGGCACUUUUUCAUAGCAAAGCAAUAAGACUCGUCAACGGAAGUGUAAUGUUUUUACUCGUCUCUUUGUACCAAUUUAAGAUAAACGAAUAUACGAGAGGGGACAAUUUGCGUUGGCAAAUUGACCUAUCACUAAAGAAUGUUAUAAAUGCAUGUAGUCCUAUAUAUUAUUUUAUUUAGAAGAUCUAAUGUUACGAACCAUCAUUGUGGGAAUAGAAACCGGUAAGUUAUCUGUAGUAUAUGUUGCAAGCAAUACCAGUUUCUUCAGUGUGUUAUCUCUCAACAAGGCAAAGAUAUUUUAGUCCAUCUUUCAUUUGAUCAUGUUGCAAUCUCUUCUUCCGAAUCACACGUACCGAUUUUCUGGCUCGUGAAGCGGUGAAACAUUGUCGCAUAAAAAAAAGAAAAAGAAUCGAUUCAAGUACAUAUAUCAACAAAAAGACGGCGGCCUUUCGUGUUCCUUUAUGUUGUCUAAAUGUUAAAUCGGUACAAGAGAAGAAGAGAAGAAACUGAUCGGUAGCAAGCCGGCUUUACGAACACGUCCGGGGGGCCCCGCGUAACCAGUUUGUGAUUGGUUAAGCUGUGUACCACGUGGCGACGUUGCGCGGGUGGGGAUUGGCCAGCACGGCCGCGCUCCGCGGGCGAAAGCAGCGAGUUUUGUUCUAGUAUUUACCCCGCGGUGUAAAGUUGGCUCUCGCGCUCUCCUGUGUCCUUAAGUCACGUUCCAUUGUUCGCGUCGCUCCUUCAAGUUUCUCUCACACCGUAGAGAAUCCCCAUUGUUCCUGGGCUUGUGCUUUUUAGUGGUUGAACGCCAUACGAAUUGUGCGCCAUGUUCGCGCCGCGAACAACACGCGAUUCACCGGUUACCGUAGCAAGUGAUACGUUUUUUCCGUAAACAAAUUGUGCGUGCGUUUAAAUCCCAUUCUGGAUUUUACUGGCGGUGUGUACGACUACAUCCCAUUCUUGCCGUUAGGAAGGCAAAACUCUAGUGGUAGUAAACGACGAGGCGAGAGCACGCUGUGGGAUCGUGGAAUGCGCGCUGACAGAGAACGGAGACUCGAUAACCGGAAGGGUUGGAGGGCAGAGCAUGAGGGUCGGGGUGGAAACGAGGGAAGAAGAUUCACAGCUCGGCGAAGCGGUUAAUGACUGGCGGUCACCGAACACAGUUGGACACGUCUCCGCCGGUUGGAGAUGAGCACGAAGGAAGCGAUCACCGCGAUGGCGACCACCGUUUCCUCAACGGGGGCGACGCUCGCGUCGUCGCCGAAGCUCGACGUCGAGGCAGAGGACGACGAGGAGGAGCCACCGACCACGUUCGACGCGUUGGAUAUGGAUCUGGUGAACGGACCGAAUCCGUGGCUUCCGGCCUAUGGCUUCCAGCUGCAGCAUCGUUCCCAUUUUCAGCCCACGCACGAGGAUCUACGGGCUAAUGAUACGGUGCUGGUGCAACAAGUGGAUUUUCUGGAGACCAUUUUAGAAGAAACGUCCGACGAUCUGCAAAGCGAUUCCGAUCGAAGUGGAACCACUUACUGGGUCGGCUCGGACUCCGAAACCGAAAGCGUGAUACACAUACGAGCGAAUAGAUUAGCUGACGAAAGGCUGGACGGGAGCGGGAGCGAGUGCAAUUCGUCGGCGGCGAGGAAGAAGAGGCGAAGGGGGAGCAAGUACAACGGCGGGAGCGAGAGGGAGCAGCAUCAGGCGGUGUUGGACGAUUAUCCGGCGUCGCCCAGGUCGUCGAGAUCGUCCGCCUCCUCGAGAUCCAGCUCCCUGCUUCAAUUCGAGUCGUUGGAGAGGACCUGCGCCACUCUCUCGCCCUCCAGCUACAGCUUCGACUCGUUGGAGUAUCCGAAUCGGUCGAACGCCUCCCAUCCCGAGAACAACACGUCUCCGGAUAGCCUCGAACAGGACUACGACAAGGCUCUGCCAAAUGGUUUUGGAAACGUGGACCACUUUUCCAGAAUCAGGCCUUACCGUAGCUUCGAGAGUCUGGACACGUGUCAGAAGGAGGAGGAGGAGUUCGGCCACGGUUGUCUCACCAACGGGUUCACGCCUUUGUACCUGAAACGAAACGCUGAGCUGUCCAGGACACGUAGCAAUGGCUACCACCGUCCAUCGAGGGAUUUUUGGCACGAGGACGACGAAUACGAGGACGACGACGACGAUGACGACGACGAAGAAGAAGAAGAGGAGGACCUCGAGGAGGGAGUUCCUCGCGCAUCGAAGGAGAGUCGGGCAGGCACGGAGCUCGAGGAUCGACUGAUGGUGUUCGGCGAUUGCAACUACGCCACGUCACUGGAUUACAGGAACACGAUCGACCUGCGUGAGAUCGGCGUCGAGUCGAAGAGGGACGCCCUGUUGGAUCUGAAGUCGGGCCAGGCAGGCGUGUCGAGCUCGUUUCGCCUGUUGCAGACCAGGUUAAAUAUAGCCGGCGGUAUGGCGCACGUUCGCAACAACAUGGUCGCCGAUCAUUAUCAUCAUCAUCAUCAUCAUCAUCAUCUUCAUCAUCAUCAUCGUUACCACCAGACCCAACAGCAGCAGUUGCACGGCUACGAGCAGCACGAGCAGCAGCAGCAGCAGCACCAGCGUCAAGGGUGGAGCAACGAGGACUGUUUUAAUUUUAGAUUCACGGAUAAAUCUCAAAGCGCGCCCAGUCUCCUCACCACCGUCGACGAGUGUGCACGCGUGCCAUCGCGCUCCUUCUUCGCUACCUCGAACCACUUCGCCCCGAUUUCCACCUCGAACCUGUUCGAGAAUUACACGAGGGUAGCCAGUGUACCCGUUGAUUUGAACCUGUGCGGCGUCCACGAUGACGCGCCGCGUCCAGUGAGCGCACUCGAGGCCUACGAAAUGGCGGAAGUGAACGGUAGCAGCAGCAGUAGCAGCGUGCAGAGCGGCGAGAACAGGCGGCCGAAGAAGAGUUUGGAAGAGGAGGGAGGGGAGGGGGGGGACGAAGAGGCGAAAAGUAAGAAGAAACGUUCGACCGCGAGCUCCUCGGUGAGGACCCAGGGAUACAACGCGAUUCCGGACGGUAGGACGGCCGACGAAGAGAACGGGGAGAGAUCGAGGAUGGAGGAGUGCGUGGGGGGGGAGCAUUGCUCGAGGAAACGAGUCACAUCGACGGUCAAGACUCAGGAUCGAGCGGUGGACGGGAUCGAGGAGCUGAAACGCGAGGUCGAGGGGGCUAGCUCGAACGGUAACGCGGUGGCCGACGGUAUCGACGGAGGCCCGCCUCGGGGGAAACAAACGCGGCCGUGGAAGGUGAAGAACAACGCGAGCUACGAGCUGGCCCAGCAGUUCGAGAUAGACGAGAGGAAUUUCCGGUGGCGGGUAAGGGAGGCCGGUAACGAGGGCGAGAAGGCGGGGAGAAGCGUGGCGGGGCGUAAACGUAAGGUGUUGAACAACGCCAGCUACGAGCUGGCCCAGCAGUGCGACUACAUCAAAGCCCUCCAAUCAUGCAGAGGCGCUUUCCAACGAAUGGACGCGUGCGACGAGCUCGAGGAGCCGAUACUCGCCGCCGGCAGAUCGUCGCGGCUCAGGGUAUCCGACAUGGUGCAACAGAUGAGCAGCAGCUCGACCUCGAAUCUCGCAGCCUCCACGUACGAGCGCUCGUACAUGGACACCAGGCCGUAUUCGAAAUCCACGGAGAAUAUAUCGACUCAUCAAUUCUCGACCGCCCCGUUCACCAGGAUCCCGAUCAACGAGCUCGGCCAGCGGCUCUCGGCCGAGAGGCAGAGGGAGAGGGGUGAGGAGGGGGGGGAGGAGGGGACGCUUUUGAGCCAGAUAAAAAAAAACUCGGAUCCAUUUUCAAUCUGUGGAGACGAUCCUAGUGCCCGUGCCCCAGUAGACGACGAGGUAGAUUUACCCUGCUUGGAAACCAAACCCAUAAUAGGAACUUCCAGCCUGGAGGGGAGCGCGUCGCAGCCCGAGGAAACGAGCAUCAACGAGCCUCCUCAUCAACGAUCGUUCUCAACCUUGGAACGCGUCGGUUCGAACGCUUGUAACGAGGCCGCGGUUUCGAGUGCGGUUUCGAAGGACUAUUACACCACCACCACCACCACGACAACCACCAUCACCGACAACCCAGAUCGCGACGCGAUGGUCGUCGAGGCGAGCAGUUGUUCCAAGAGAUCGUUCAUCGGUGAUUUCUAUCCGGAAAAAAUCGUGCGGUUGCAGCAACGGGAGGAGGCGGAGGAUCAUCGACCGAUCGACGAUCCGAGUAGCGAGGAUAAAAACGAGAGUCCUUCGACGAUACCUAGUGCCGUCCUAUCGUCGUCGGCUUGCAACGGUAGGAACGUAGGUAGUGGAGAAUUGCUGUGGAGGGUCAUAGUGGAGAAGCAGGAGAAGAAGGAGGCUACCGUGGAGAAGCAGCAGCAGCAGCACGGUGUCCACGGUGUUGGUGUUGGCCCCCCACCAGGCGGUAGCAGCAACAGCGACGGCCUGGAACCCGAUGGUGAACGGAGUGGGAAUCCAGCGGUGGCCGUGGCAGUUGAUACGAAUCAUCGCGGUGAUCGCGACAAACGUCACGAGGAGAACGCGGCGGCAACAACUGCGCCGGUUAGGGUAGACGACAACGAGGACAACAACGAGAAGGAGGGCCACGCGGCGACUGUUAUGUCGACCACCACCAACGCGAAACCGCGGCUGUUCGUCACGCCGGCAUCGCCCAUCAUCGUUGGGAACAACGACACGUCCGCGGCAAGAUUUCAACGAAACAUGGUCGUCGACGCGUCGUCCGCGACCACCGUGAAGGAGGAGAGGAAAAAGGGUGGAUUGGGUGGCUUCCUGCAACGCUUCUCGAGGCUACGGUUCAGUGGUAGAUCGAAAGUGCCGCGGUCCGAGGUGCAAAAAAAGAGUGAUACGAUCGGCCAAGUGAAUCGCGCGAAGGUGACCGGCGAGGAGAAGGUUAAGAAGGAGCCGGAUUAUAUCAUCAUUCCGUUACAUCCUCCGGAGGAGGAGAGGCAAAAGCAGGAUCAACAACAACAGAACGUUGUUGUUGCCGAGAAUAGAGGCGAGGACACCGGGAAUGGCAGAAUUGUCGCCGACGUUCAACGAAGUACCUCCAAUAUUAGCGCAAACGGGAGGGCGCCAGUGUCCAGCAAGCCGCCCCUGCCGCCUCAGCCGCCCCGCUUCGGGGCGCUGGGCUCGAGAGCGUCGACGGGCGCGUCGGCGGCGACGGCGGCGUGUUCGUCGCGCCGACGCGCGGCCACGGACCUUGGAAAUCCGGCGGCCAUCGAGAUGGCGAAGGCCCGCACGAUGCAGGCCGCCCAGGAGCGCCCGGUCGGCCUGCUCGAGACCGACCUCGACGAGGCCGUCGUGCCUUCGACCACGACCCCGCCGAACGCCGCCACCACCGGCAAAAAGACGAGGAGCCUGCUCAAUCUGAAUCACACCUCGACCGCCCCGCGGCCCAGGCCCGAGCACGCCCUCCACGUACCCCAGUCGCCCGUCGCCGCUUCGCACAGGAGCCCCCGCGACAAAGACGCCGCCUCGACCAUCAACCAACGGCCACACAAAUCCAUGGAGUUCCUCCUUGACAAGGAGAACCUGCAUUUCGUCAAGCUGAGGGAAGAAGAAGCACUUUCAUUUCGAAUUCAUCUGCCGAAGUGGAUUCUCGUUCGCUACUCUGCUACUCAUUUACUUUCACCUGUCACGGAUUUUCGCUCUUCCUCUCGAAACCCCGUCGUCGCACUUUUCAUCGCUCGCUCGAAUCGACCGCCAACUUUAGGUGCCCUUCUAAGUCCAAGUCCCACGCCACCUGUAUUCUCAAGAUGGAGUACCAGUUUGCUGAACAGCGCCGGAAGUUCGCCAGCGAGUUCGGCGAGGUCGUCGUUCAACCAUCGACAGCCAUACUUGGGCUGGCGUUCUCAGGAACGACUGACGAACCCGCGAACACCGGCAGAACGUCUUGCUCAGGGUAUUCUUCCCCAGUUGCAAGCAGCCAACAAGCAGCAACAACAGCAGCAGCAACAGCAGACAACGAAUCAGCAACUAGAGGUAAGGAACUCGAUAAAGGAGGUAACCUCGGCCAUUGUGCACUACGUGCAAAGCGGUCAGGAGGUUGGUGGAGGUGGCAGGCUGUCGCCUCGACCUCGACCUGAAGACUGGGACGACAGGGGCGGAGCAAGGUCGACCAGCCCCAGAGGGAGCGUGAAGCUGUGUUGGAUGGAGAGCUCGUUCGUUGGCACGAGACCUGUGGAUUCGCCGGAGACACCGAUGAGUUUGGCCACGGAGACCGACUGCUGCCCGGGAUGCAACGCGACAGCUACCGAGACGUGCAGCUGCGUCGAUUCCGCGACAUCCGGCCUCUUCUUGGAUUUGACACCGACGCACGACGAUGCCCAACAACACCAACAACAACAGCAAAUAGGUGGCGGCGGUAGCCUAUGCCCAUCACCGUCCUCGUCACUCAAUUAUCACCACCAUCAUCAUCAUCAUCACCGUCAGCUUCACCAUCAACAACAAUCUCAGCAGCAACAGCGCCAUCACCGCGGAUCGGGCCAGAGCGAUACGGACGAGGCGAUGGCGACGGCAGCUCUUCUGCGGAACAAACCGAGCCCGGGUUCCACGACCCUGGAGGACGUCCUUGACUCCCUCCUUGGCCUGCCAUCCGCGUCGCGUACCCCGAGUCCUGGGCCAGGUCCCGUCGUAACCGGUACAUCCACCACCAUACGCCAUCGAACUAACGUCGGCCAGGCUAAUGCGAAAGCCGGGAAGAGCUGCAGCGACCUACGCCAAGACCUCCAAGAGUCCGCUAAGAGCGUGAUGGACGUGCAAGGAACAUCGGAGGAGCGUGGCUCAUAUUACACGGGCGAGGUCGCCGUGCGGCGGAAAAGCGAGGGCAGCGAGACACAGUUGAGAGCAACGCAAUCGACGAGCGCACAAACGAGAGGUCCGUUGGCCCAUCGAAGAGUGUCGUUCGACAACAACCAAGAGCCCCCACCAACGAACGGGUUGGUGGUGGGGGCGUGCAACAUGGCCGAAAAGGUGAUCCGUUGCCGGAACAACAAGUGCAGCAACACAGCGACGCUGGCCGAGGCGAAGAAGACGUACAAGAGCUGUCACAACUGUACCUGCCUCUAUUGUUCGAGGGAGUGCAGAAGGGCGCACUGGCAACGCCACAGGAGAACCUGUUUGCACUCUCGGGCCGGAAGCCUGUGCAAGCAGGUGUUGUCCUCCGCGAAGGAGGAUCCGGUCACGCUUAAGCACAUCUCGGCGCUUGCGAAGCGCGGCUACGCGUUCCACGGGCGGGGCGCCGUCAAGUGUUUCUUCUCGAGCCCCGAGGCGGCGGAAAAAUUCAUCGCGAACGGUUUCGUGGACCUCGGGGAGCCGACCUAUGUCCGGUGGUCGGAUCUGUUGGCCCGGGAGAUGGGUGCCGAGCUGUACGCCGAGGUGAUCAGACUUUGCAAAUCGUACAAUCCCGAGACGAGGCUGGUGCUGUACGUGGCCGUAUGCGUGGUGAGCGAGGUGCCGACCAGCGGGGCCGUGAAGUGGGAACGCCAGUUGGUGUCCAGAUGCGCCAAGAUCCACUUGGACACGGCCAACCGACACCACACGUCCUCCUCGUCCGCCUCGCCGCAGGGUAGACAACAGUCGACGUCUCCGUGCAACAUUACGCGAGAGAUGGAGUCGCCGGAGAUGUUGGUGCUCACCUCGCUUCCGGGUAACAACGGGCAGAACACGCCGAGGCGGAUACGGGAGAUCAGCUUCAACAACAUACAGAGGCAGUUGAAAUUGAGGGGCGUGUCGCUUAGGAGGCACUUCCCCCAAGUUUAUAGGAAGCUGCGCGCGUACGUGGACGGUACCGUGGAUAAAUUCGCCCCAGUCACCAUCUACCCGAGAGACCAGGCGUCCGGGAAGAGUUUCAUGUGCAUCAUAAUGCUCGGCGUCGAGCCUGAGCGCCUUCAGCUGCUUCCCACAGAUUCAUCUAGGGUUAGAACCGUUGAUAUUAGCGUCGAGGAGGAAUGAAGCUCUCCGAGCCGGGUACAGCUACUUAAUGUUAAUCGCUUAAACUCGGAUUUUUUUUUUACUGAAUUAAUUAGUGAAAGAAUAAUCUAAUCCGCAAGCUACGAGAUAGGCGCGAAAUGACGAGGGGGUGUGCAUUGGGGUGUGCACGUUUACGACAGUUGGGAAACUGUGGACGAAACAGCUGAAGGAAGCUUUUUAGAAUUUGAUAGGAAAUUGAGAGGAAAGUGAGUCAUCUUUCAAAGAGAGAGAGAGAGAGAGAGAAAAGAUACCGAUCAGAGUGGUCUUUCAGAAAAGAAAAUGAUUUAUCAAAUCGAGGAAAAUGGUUGUCGAGGAAAAUGGUUGAUAUCCCAUGACAGUUCGUGUGGAGCAACGAACAAAAUACUAUAGACAAAUUAGACUGUACGUUGCCAAACACUGAUCGCCUUGAUUCAGUUUUCAGAUAUAGAUCUAAUUGUGUAUUUAUAGUUUAUAUGAUAAAAAUUUGUCAGGUACACGUUAGAGUCGUUGGAAAUGUUAGUUUGCGUGUCGUUUCGACGUUUCGAGUGAACAUCGUGAUUUACGUACAAUGUUCGGAAUGAAUUAUCGUCGAUCGACAAGCAUAUUUAAUUUUUAUGGACAUUUAACGAACGUGUUCCCUUCGUAAUCUAACGUAACUGUAUCGAUUUUUAUGUUCACGAUUCUUGUUCGUGAAUUCUUAGGUAUCUCUCUCUAAUUGCUUCGAUAGAUUGAAAAAAAAUAUA